Molecule: messenger RNA, 1719 nt
Organism: Bacillus rossius redtenbacheri
Lineage: Eukaryota; Metazoa; Arthropoda; Insecta; Phasmatodea; Bacillidae
Product: membrane-bound alkaline phosphatase-like
Exons: 8
Coding region: 10-1509 (499 amino acids)
Biological process (GO): dephosphorylation
Molecular function (GO): alkaline phosphatase activity
Source: RefSeq, a predicted model, not a curated record
UUUUGGAAAAUGAAAGCACAAGAAAAAUUACUCGAGCACUUGAAAACAUUCCCUAAUUACAAUGUGGCGAAGAAUGUUAUAAUGUUCCUUGGAGACGGCUUGUCAAUACCAACGAUAUCUGCUACAAGAAUCUACUUGGGAAAGAAAAACGGACUACAAUAUGGGGAAGAACAGGAAUUGUUUUUCGAGACAUUUCCAUACACAGGACUGAGCAAGACCUACUGUGUGGACACCCAGGUGGCUGACUCAGCUUGCAGUGCCACCGCCUAUCUCUGCGGCGUGAAGGCGAACCGUGGUACAAUGGGCUUGUCGGCUAGCGCACCCAGGAAGAGCUGUGAGGCCAUGAACAAUGCCUCUAACCACGUGGAAUCUAUCUUUACUUGGGCACAGGAGGCGGGCAAGAGCACGGGACUGGUGACAACAACGCGCGUGACGCACGCCUCGCCGGGCGGUGGCUACGCCCACACGGCGGAGCGCUACUGGGAGUGCGACGAGAACGUGCUGAGGGACGGCCUGGACCCGGAGCUCUGCAGCGACAUCGCUGAGCAGCUGGUGCUGGCCCGGCCCGGCCGCGACAUACAGGUUAUUCUGGGCGGCGGUCGGAAGAUGUUCAGGCCUGUGACGUCUGUGGACGAGGAAGGCGACAGUGGAAGUAGGCUGGAUGGCGUGGAUUUGAUUUCUCGGUGGCACACAGACAAGCUACUACGUGGAGCCAGACCUCACUACGCUUGGAACAAGGAAGGUUUGCUAAAAAUGGAUAUAGAAAACACCGACUUUUUGAUGGGAUUAUUUGAGUCGGAUCAUCUGCUGUACAACCUCGACACUGACGCCACCAAAGAGCCUAGUCUUCCCGAGCUGACAGAAGUGGCGAUUAAAAUGCUGCAGAAAAACAACAAGGGAUACUUCCUCUUUGUUGAAGGCGGGCGGAUCGACCAGGCACACCACGAGACGCGCGCGCAGAAGGCCCUGGAUGAGACUGAGCAAUUCCAGGCUGCAGUGCGCGUGGCCGCCCAGAUGACCAGUGAGCAGGACACGCUGAUUGUCGUCACGGCAGACCACUCUCACGUCAUGACACACAACGGUUACCCGCGGCGGGGCAGAUCAGUGUUCGAAACUGCUGGUGUUUCAAACAGAGAUGGUCUUCCUCACUCUAUAUUGAGCUACGCUAAUGGUCCUGGAUACAAGAGGCCAACCAGCAAUGGAAGCAGAUACGAUAUCUCAACAGAUAAUAUGCGCGACAAGGACUACCGCUUCCCGGCGCUGGCGCCGCUGGGUAGCGAGACGCACGGCGGAGACGACGUCCCGGUGUUCGCGCGCGGGCCCUGGGCGCAGCUGUUCACGGGAGUGCUCGAGCAGCACGUGAUCCCGCACGCCAUGGCGUUCGCCGCGUGCCUGGGCGACGGCCUGACCGCGUGCUGGGCGCGCCGGCACGCGCUGCGGCCCGAGGACCUCCUGCACGUGCCCGUGGCGCCCUGGCAGUGGUCGCCGCGUGCCUGGGCGACGGCCUGACCGCGUGCUGGGCGCGCCGGCACGCGCUGCGGCCCGAGGACCUCCUGCACGUGCCCGUGGCGCCCUGGCAGUGGUCGCCGCGUGCCUGGGCGACGGCCUGACCGCGUGCUGGGCGCGCCGGCACGCGCUGCGGCCCGAGGACCUCCUGCACGUGCCCGUGGCACCCUGGCAGUGGUCGCCGCUGUCGCCUGUUCGCGCCUCGCCUUGAGG